UUGCGGCGAUACGAGCGUGAGGAUUUGGCGGGAUUUCUGAAAGUCGCACGCCCCGCGCAGAUCCGCGCCUGGGCAAAGCCGAGGCGUCCCCGGAAGUGUGGCUAGGAGGACUCCGAUUUUUCUCAAGACUUUCGUAGAAGACCUGACGGAGGAGUUAGGAGGUGCGUUCGAGCCGGGUGACGGGAGGGAACGAGCGUGGUGUGUGCAGAGCCGACUGCCGGGAGGAGCGAGCGGCCCACGGCUGCGGGACAGGUGCUAAGAACUGAACCUGGAUCUGUAAGAGCAGCAGUUGAUCUUAACCUGUGCAUAGGUCUUCAAAGUAAUGGCUAUGCAAAUGCAGCUUGAAGCAAAUGCAGAUACUUCAGUGGAAGAAGAAAGCUUUGGUCCACAACCUAUUUCACGGUUAGAGCAAUGUGGCAUAAAUGCCAAUGAUGUGAAGAAAUUAGAAGAAGCCGGUUACCAUACGGUGGAGGCUGUUGCUUAUGCACCAAAGAAGGAACUAAUAAAUAUUAAGGGAAUUAGUGAAGCCAAAGCUGACAAAAUUCUGGCUGAGGCAGCGAAAUUAGUUCCAAUGGGUUUCACCACUGCAACUGAAUUUCACCAACGCCGGUCAGAAAUCAUACAGAUUACUACUGGCUCCAAAGAGCUUGACAAACUACUUCAAGGUGGAAUUGAGACUGGAUCUAUCACAGAGAUGUUUGGAGAGUUCCGAACUGGGAAGACACAGAUCUGCCACACGCUGGCUGUGACAUGCCAGCUCCCCAUUGAUCGUGGUGGAGGUGAAGGGAAGGCCAUGUACAUUGACACCGAGGGCACCUUUAGGCCAGAGCGGCUGCUAGCAGUAGCUGAGAGAUACGGUCUCUCUGGCAGUGAUGUCCUAGAUAAUGUCGCAUACGCUCGAGGGUUCAACACAGACCACCAGACCCAGCUCCUUUACCAAGCCUCAGCCAUGAUGGUAGAAUCCAGAUAUGCACUGCUAAUUGUAGACAGUGCUACUGCCCUUUACAGAACAGACUACUCAGGUCGGGGAGAGCUUUCAGCCAGGCAAAUGCAUUUGGCCAGAUUUCUGAGGAUGCUACUUCGACUUGCUGAUGAGUUUGGUGUAGCAGUGGUAAUCACCAACCAGGUGGUAGCCCAAGUGGAUGGAGCAGCCAUGUUCGCUGCAGAUCCCAAGAAACCCAUUGGAGGAAACAUCAUCGCUCAUGCAUCAACCACCAGGCUGUACCUCAGAAAAGGAAGAGGAGAGACCAGAAUCUGCAAAAUCUAUGACUCUCCCUGUCUUCCUGAGGCUGAGGCUAUGUUUGCCAUCAAUGCAGAUGGGGUGGGAGAUGCCAAGGACUGACCUGUUAGGGCUUCUUUCCUGUGGUAAGCUUCAACAUGCCACAUGGCUAAUGAAGAGGACUGUUCACUGGGCUUCUCCACAGGCUCAUGCUGAGACUGCUGGGGUGUGGCUUCCAGGAAACAACUAUU
Messenger RNA from Mastomys coucha (southern multimammate mouse), 1470 nucleotides. It is a transcript of the gene Rad51, whose product is annotated as RAD51 recombinase. Gene Ontology annotation, biological process: mitotic recombination; chromosome organization involved in meiotic cell cycle; DNA recombinase assembly. The transcript has 11 exons. Gene Ontology annotation, cellular component: condensed nuclear chromosome. Bases 323 to 1342 code for a protein of 339 amino acids. The record is from RefSeq and is a predicted model, not a curated record. Lineage: Eukaryota; Metazoa; Chordata; Mammalia; Rodentia; Muridae. Gene Ontology annotation, molecular function: ATP hydrolysis activity; ATP-dependent DNA damage sensor activity; DNA strand exchange activity.